Penicillium taxi is the source of this 1761-nucleotide messenger RNA. Its product is annotated as glutamate--tRNA ligase MSE1. The record is from RefSeq and is a predicted model, not a curated record. Bases 1 to 1761 code for a protein of 586 amino acids. Gene Ontology annotation, molecular function: tRNA binding; ATP binding; zinc ion binding. Lineage: Eukaryota; Fungi; Ascomycota; Eurotiomycetes; Eurotiales; Aspergillaceae. The transcript is spliced from 7 exons. Gene Ontology annotation, biological process: glutamyl-tRNA aminoacylation.
AUGAGAACUCAUCCAGGGCUCUUUGCCCGACGAUCUUGGACUUGCACCCAAUGCAGAGCGCAUUCGAGCGUUGGCGCGCAAGUACGCAAGGCCAAAACAACCAACCUACCUGAUGCCCCUGCCCGCACACGUUUUGCGCCCUCACCGACUGGAUACCUUCACCUUGGAUCUCUACGGACUGCGCUUUUCAAUUACCUUCUCGCGAAACGGACAGGUGGCCAGUUUUUGCUGCGCAUUGAAGAUACCGAUGCGAAACGAACAAUUCCUGGCGCAGAGCAAAGAUUGUACGAUGAUCUACAAUGGGCAGGGCUACACUGGGAUGAAGGUCCCGUUGUUGGUGGCCCAUAUGGACCGUAUAGACAGUCAGAACGAACAGCAUUGUAUCGAUCUCAUGCCGACAAGCUGAUCUCUGAUGGCCAUGCCUACCGGUGUUUCUGCUCCUCGGAGCGUCUCGAUUCUCAUGCGCGUCACCGAAGUCAGGCUGGACUGGCCCCUGGCUACGACAGAACAUGCGCAGACAUUUCAUCCGAGCAAUCUGCGGAUAGAGCUUCCAAAGGAGAGGCACAUGUGGUCCGGCUGAAGGUGGAGGGAUAUCCCAUGUUCAAUGACCUAGUCUACGGCAAGACUGGUCAGAAUAAACCGAACAGUAACAAACUGGACUUUAUCGAUCGAGUAUAUGAUGAUCCGAUUCUGUUGAAGUCGGAUGGACACCCGACAUACCAUCUGGCUAAUGUGGUGGAUGAUCAUUCCAUGAAGAUUACCCAUGUCAUUCGGGGAACGGAGUGGAUGUCAUCUACGCCUAUGCAUAUGGCUUUAUAUAAUGCAUUCAAAUGGGAACCACCGCGAUUCGGUCAUGUUCCUCUGCUUGUCGAUAAGUCGGGGCAGAAACUGAGCAAACGAAACGCAGACAUCGACCUCUCUUCAUUUAAAGACGGACAAGGGAUCAUGCCAGCCACUUUGGUCAACUUUGCAUCGCUCCUAGGCUGGUCUCAUACUCAAAAAUCUGAUAUUUUCAGCCUUGAGGAGCUCGAAAAGAUUUUCAACCUCAAGAUCACUCGUGGCAACACUGUAGUGGCCUUCGAAAAAAUGUGGUUCCUACAAAAAGCUCACGCCCAAAGAUUUGCCACAAAUGGGGGUCCCGAAUUUGAAGACCUCGUCAACAAAGUAAAAGCCAGCGUCGAAGAAAGUCACCCACCAACGACCUUUGCCCCUCUUCUUCAAAACCGUACACUCGCCGAAUACAUCACCCCUCUCCUUCGUGCCGAUGCCAAGUCUUACACCACGGCAUCAGACUUCACAGCGCGCAAUGCAACUUUUUUCACCACCGAGCUGAACCGGGAAACAUACAUAAGUACAUCGGCCGCAGUUCCCAUACAAGCGCUUCACACCGCAGCAGCCGCUCUUUCCCUUGUACCACCCUCCCACUGGACGGAGGAAAUGCACCGCUUCAAUAUAAACUCCUACGACGGCUCCGACGCUGUCCUGCUAUCCGAGAGUGACGCACCUGUUUCCGCAAAUAAGCUCUUCAAAAAGGAGUUGUAUCAUUAUCUCCGCUGGGCACUAUCUGCCUCGGCUCCGGGCCCUGGGAUUCCCGAGACUAUGACGAUCCUGGGUAGAGACGAGACUGUACGAAGACUUCAAGAUGCGAAAAUUUUGACGCAAGAUCUUGUUCCAUCUGUUGGAAAGCGUGUGCCCAAAUCCUCCAAGUCUCAAGAGAACGAUGAUCGUAGUUGGAUGGGGUCUCUUGCUCCUGGGAAAUAG